UAGUCGAAACCGUCUAUGCAGGAAUUCGUGCUGCAGGAGUAGCCAGCCGCUCUCUGUCGCAAACACGAAAACUACACCUGCUGUGUUGUUACGAGUUCGCCGGUAAAAAGCGUCGCGUCUGCGUUGACAUUUGACGUUUGUGGCAGUGUGAUGGUGUUUUGUUUGUGCACGGGCACGUUGUGACAGCGACAUGACCGUGUUGAAUUUGGCCUUGGGUCCUCUGCGGAGACGCAACGGCUUCCUGAUUCUGGCCUUCGUGGUGUUCGUGCCGUUCUGCUUUUUCGUGGUCUUCAGCGUGCCAGACGUGAGCUCGGAGCAGCUGCUGGGACAGCGUCUCGCCGAGCUUCAGGUGAAGCUGCAGUACCUCGACUCCAUGUACCGGAUGCGACAGGAAGACCUGCAGCAGCUUACCCAGCACAUCGAUCAAAUAUCGGUGCCCGGAGAGAACGCGACAGGAAACGGGAACGCGUACGGGCUUCCGGUGCAAGAGUUGAGGCCCGAGGUCAAGCAGUUAAUCAAGAACAUGUCAGGAAUGCACGCUGCCACUGGUCUAAACCCCCCCAUAAUGCUGCGACUUCCAUCGGCCUACCAUUUUCUCCCGCAUCUUCUAGACGACCCUUCGAGUCUUAGGUUGGCAUACCUGAUGUCGAAAAACCGUAACGGCGUUUCCGUGGUGAUGGGGGUACCAACUGUGCGGCGAGAAAAGCAAAGCUACUUGAUGGACACGCUUCAAAAUUUGGUGGACGGAAUGACCCCUGAAGAGGCGAACGAUUCCUUAAUUGUGGUUUUUGUCGCUGAGACCGAGGUCGAGUACGUUUUGCAAGUUGCCAAGGAGAUCGAAAUGAGAUUUCCUCAGCAAGUGGACGCUGGACUGCUAGAAGUUGUAUCGCCAUCCCCGGCCUACUAUCCAAAUUUGGACAAGCUCCGAAUUACCUUAGGGGAUUCCCCAGAGAGGGUGCGCUGGCGAUCAAAACAGAACUUGGAUUUUGCCUUUCUCAUGUCUUACUGUCAGCCAAAAGGAACGUUCUACGUACAACUGGAAGAUGAUAUCCUGGCCAAACCGUCUUACAUUAGCGAAAUGAAAAAGUUCGCGCUGGAGAAAAUAGCCACUAAAGAAUCCUGGUUUGUGUUGGACUUUUGCCAACUCGGCUUUAUUGGAAAACUCUUCAAAAGUGCCGAAUUACCAUGGUUAGUCAACUUUUUUCAAAUGUUCUACAACGACAAACCAGUGGACUGGCUUCUCGACCAUUUGAUAUCAACAAAAGCUUGCAACUGGGACAAAGGAAACGACUAUUGCAAAAGGGACAAGGCAAAGGUGUGGCUCCACUACAAGCCUUCUUUGUUUCAGCACAUCGGCACACAUUCCUCCCUUAAAGGAAAGGUUCAAAAGCUUAAGGACAAGCAAUUCGGCAAAGUUGCCCUUUUCUUUCCGCACAGCAACCCGGAAGCGGAAGUCGUAUCCGGCAUAAAGCACUACAAGCAGUACACCUUGGAGCGGGCCUACCUGGGCGAGACGUUCUUCUGGGGCUUGUUACCGCAGCCCGGCGACCAGCUUACUUUCAAAUUCACCAAUCCCAUCACUGUCAAGCGGUUUCAUUUCAAGAGCGGCAAUGCAGAACAUCCAUCGGACAAGUUCUACAACGCUACAGUCGAAGUGCUACCGAUUGAUACAACUUUGUAUAACAGCAACGGAAAUUCGCUGAAUUUCACCACUGACGGCUACAUUGUAGUAGGGAAGUUUGAUGGCGCAGGGGUGGCCAGUGGAGUGCCAGACGACACCAUAGGCAAAGUGCAUUCCCUUAGACUGCACGUGCACAGUGAGAGUGACAACUGGGCCAUCCUUAGCGAAAUUCACAUCCAGGACGAACUGGCCAGGAGGUGACCGCCGCCGCAUUUGAUGAUGGACGGCGGUGCGUCGUUCUACAGCGCCGCGACGCACGUGCGUCAUCGUUACGCGCCUGAGCGCUCGUCAGCGAAUACACUGUGAUACACGGAUCUUGUCCUGCUCAAGCUCCUGCUGCUCCUGUUGUCGAGUCUUGCACCCUGCUGAUGCUCCUGCUGACGUGCUGAUCGACAAGCAGGUGGUUGGUUGGGUAAGGGUUUAAGUUGAAGUAACUGGGAUUGUCAAUGCUUGAAUGGGAACAUUAAAUUUUUUCUGACCUAUACUUUUUAUGGUUUUAUUCAAGGCGUUUUGUAAUAUUAAACAUUUCUGUGAAAUCGGAAUUUCAAUUGAGUUUACCGUUUUCGAGAUAUUUACAAAAAAUAUAAAUUUUUAUGACGUCACAAACCUCGCCAUGUGACCAACAUUCUAAGAUUUCUAUUGGUUGAAAAUUACCCUGUUGUCAAGUUGUCUUGUUAACGAUUUCAUUCGGUUAUGUCGGAAAAUACCCGAGGAGGUUAUGUACAAAUACUGUCACUGUCAGUUGAGUGAAAGAUGGUCACCAAAUUCAUUAAGUACCUAUCUUCCUUAUUACGAGGUAUCAUAUUACUGUUUGACAUUUUAGAGUCCAAGAUAUAUCUAAAAGAAUAUAAAGAACUAGGCAUUAUACUAAUGAAAUGCAUUUACGACAAAAUAUGAUUAUAAUUAUAGUUACUUACUUUAUUUGUUUAAAAGCUCCAAUGUUCAAUAUAACCAACCAUUCCACAAAAUUCCUCUGCUUUGGAGUCCGUUAUUAAUAAAUCACUUAUCUAAUAUCAAUUACAAAUAACAUUGAUUUUCAAUAAUCUAAAUUUAAAAAAAACAUAACCCGAAAAAAAACGUAAAAAAAUCAAUUCUUCUUCUUCUUCUCAACUAAAAUUAUAGAUCAAGUGGUUUUAAAACUAAAAUAUUAUAACGUGGCGCCAUCUAUCGUAAAAAUCUUAAACUAAACACACUGGCAACCAUAGAAAAAGCUGGCAACGUUGUCAAUAGCCUAGUGACGUAAUUAGGAGAUUUUUUUUUGUAAAUAUGUCGAAAACGGUAAACUCAAUUGAAAUUCCGAUUUCACAGAAAUGUUUAAAAUUACAAAACGCCUUGAAUAAAACCAUAAAAAGUACAGGUCAGAAAAAAUUUAACCACCCCAUUAUUUUACUCCGUAUACCAGCGAAAAAAAUUGGAAACUUGACGUAGAGAUAUGAGAGUAACGGGUACGUUGAAUUGGCAUUGUUAUAACGUUGUAUGGAAUUUCCAUUUUGGAAAAGACAGUUAACGAAUAAAUGUUGCUUGGACUGACACAGCGGCGUUAUUGUAUUUAGUCAACAAAACGCAGUAUGGUUGGGGUAUUUAUUUCUCUUUUUGUUUUGUAUAUAAUUUAUGAUAUGUUUGUUAUAAAUUGUAUUGUGAAUUUUUAAAAGUAUUGUUUGAAGUUUUGCUUUUAUUAUUAAAAAAAUAUUUAUUUUAAUCAAUA
This is a messenger RNA of Brassicogethes aeneus, 3386 nucleotides long. NCBI's taxonomy places the organism in Eukaryota, Metazoa, Arthropoda, Insecta, Coleoptera, Nitidulidae. The record is from the annotation of a GenBank genome assembly.